Trypanosoma grayi is the source of this 723-nucleotide messenger RNA. Its product is annotated as methylase. NCBI's taxonomy places the organism in Eukaryota, Euglenozoa, Kinetoplastea, Trypanosomatida, Trypanosomatidae. The record is from RefSeq and is a predicted model, not a curated record. The coding region runs from base 1 to 723 and encodes 240 amino acids. The transcript has a single exon.
AUGCUGGUGGAGAAGCCCAACUAUGAGUCGUGCAACUACAACAGUGACCCCAUCGGUGAUGUCCUUGAGGGUUUGCUGCGUGCAAAGCGCCUCGGCAGCUCUGUAGGUGGCGGCGUGGAGGUGCUGGAGCUGGCGUCAGGGAGCGGCCAGCACGCGGUCUACAUGACGAGACGCUUUCCCCCGUCUUUCAUUGCGCGUUGGGUGUGCACUGACUUGCCCGAGAUGUUGCCGGGCAUCUGUCGCUGGCUGCAGGAGGACGGCAAGCAGCACGCCGCUCUCGUGCAGCAGCCACAUGCACUGAGUUUCACCGACACAGAGUCCCGCUGGAUUGAAAUUCGACAACUUGCUUGUACUUCUACUUCUAAUACUGUCAAUGGUACGGCGCGUGAGAUUGGCUACGAUCUUGUAUUUACUUCUAACAGUUUGCACAUUGCGCCGUGGGAGGCGUGUUGUGUGCUCUUCCGCCGCCUCCCUCUCGUCGUGCGACCCGGCGGUAUGUUUAUCGUGUACGGUGCCUUUAACUACAACGGCACCUUCACCACAGAGAGCAAUCGCCGCUUUGAUGCGCGGCUGAAGCAGAGUCAUCCAUGGUGUGGCAUCCGUGAGAAGGAGGCGGUGGAGUCGCUUCUGGCGCAGCAGGGUUUCACGUUAGAGGAAGACUACGCGAUGCCGGACAACAACCGUUGUCUCUGCUUUCGCCGCCGAGAAGGUACUGUGUGCUAG